Messenger RNA from Cuscuta campestris, 2148 nucleotides. The record is from the annotation of a GenBank genome assembly. Lineage: Eukaryota; Viridiplantae; Streptophyta; Magnoliopsida; Solanales; Convolvulaceae.
CACAUUCUAGAGAGAGGAAAUCUUAGGGUUUGCGUCGCCACUCGUUGCUUCCCAUCUCACACAUUCUCCGUCGUUCCGCGCCACCGUUUGUUGCUUCCCGAUUUUCUCCAGUGACGCCCAUUCGAGGUCAGUCCCUCUGCCCUGCUACUUCAUGUCCGUCGAGUCUUCCUCUCUUCGCGCGUCCGAAGCCGAGCACGUGCUCGGGCUCGGCAAUCAUGGUUCCGUGGCUCAGGACGACCGAGCAGAGCAGCUGGGUUCCCCGUCCAUUGAGGAGAUCGCAGCUGUCGAGGUGCCCGGGGUUACUGAGCCCCGCCUCCAGAAACGCACCUUGCUCGUGGACUCUCUCAUCUGCGGGUGCAAGUGCGACUUGUCGGGUGACGAGUUUCUCAAGGCGGUGCGCUACGCCGGCCCCCUCGUGACCGUCCGUCGCCCUACCCCGGAGGAGUCGGUCUUCGACGUUCCUCCGGGCUACUUCGCCAUCCACCUCAAGUCCCUUGAGAGCGGCUUCCGCUUCCCCCUAGAGUCCUUGGUGAUCGACUUUUUCAAGUACUUUGAAUUCCUCCCGUGCCAAUUGGUACCAAACUCGCACCAGUACUUUGCGGGUUUCUUGAUCCGCUGUCGGGAGAUGGGCGUGCGGGCCGACCUUGAGGGCCUAUUGACUCUAUUCCGAGUGGCAAAGUCCUCCGGGUCGGAUGGGGGCUCUUUUACCGCCCUCUGUCAGUGGCAAGAGAGACUCUUCAAGACCAAGAAAGAAUCUAACAAGACUUGGAAGUCCAAGUUUGUCUUCGUCUCCGUGGGGUCAGCUUCCCCUUUCCGAGACGCGCCCCUCAGUUCUUUCCGUUGGCGAUCCAAACCCUUCGCUUCCUCUAAGGCCAUUGCUGACAUGGACAAGUUGUGUUUGGGCGGCCCCUACGAGCCCGGGUCCUUAGUGAAGACCGAGGCUCUCGCCGAGCUCGGGUUCGUCUCAAAUGACCAGGACGAGCCCAAGCACCGGGUCGUGCAAAGUCAGCUCGAGGAGGGCCCCUCAGGCGGCCAUGCGCAUCCCAGAGCUGGUGGAGCGCUUGGAGUGGCUCGUAUCGCUGCUGAGGAGAAGGCGCGCCGCCUCGAGGAGGAAAGCGAGCACGCGAUCGAGGCCUUCCACACCACCCCCGCGUUCGAGGAGGCGGCUCUCUCCCGCAUGGACGAUCUCUUGAAGAUCUGGGCUCAAACUCCUGAUGGCAAGCGCCUUCUCAUUAAAGAGGGGCAGGCCAACUACUCCUUGGGCUUGCACCGGGCUCAAGAAGUCUUGCUAGAGCGGAUCAGAGAUGGCAAGGAACUCCCGAAGCCGUGUAAGAACCCUGAGGAGUUUGACUCCGCUAUUUACUACUCCGAGGAUGAGGACGCUACUGGCGGGGGUGAGGACACCGCCGUGUGUGGGCUCGCCUUAGCGAAGCCGUGCUCGGGCUCGUACCAGCGAGGACGUGUUCGAGACCUUCAUCUGGGAAAAAUAUCCGGGUAUGGUCUGCGCUCGGCCUUCCUCCCGAGAAGGAGCGUCGGGCGCGAGUGUUUGAGACCUUCAUCCAGGAAAAACAUCCGGAAACGGUUUGCACUCGGCCUUCCUUCCGAGGAGGAGCGCCGAGCGCGAGUGUUUGAGACCUUCAUCCGGGGAAAACAUCCAGGUAUGCCCGUCGACUAUCGUUCGGUUGGCGUUCUCGACCUGCCCGUUUGUCUGUGGGUACCCAACCGACGCAUAGCUAUGCUUGAUACCCCAACUUUCAAGGAAGUGGUUGAAGGGCUUGGACUCGAAUUGUGUCCCAUUGUCUGUGAUUAUGUGCUCGGGUACGCUGAAGCGGCAGAUGACUUACUUUGUGAGAAACUUCUGGCAUUGAGCUCCGGUGAUGCUCGCCAAUGGGGCUGCCUCCGCCCACUUGGUGAAGUAGUCGAUGGCUACAAUGACGUACCUUACGUUCCCUGUACCUCUAGGAAGCGCACCCACGAGGUCCACCCCCCACCGCGCGAACGGGAUAGCUGUGCUGAUGGGGGUAUAGUUUGUUGAAGGCCUCCGUGGUGAAAGGUAACCAUGCAAGGAUAGGCAGCGGAAUACAAAAUUUUUAACAUCCUAACAUGAUUAUCUUGCCGAGAAUCACGUACUAAAACUUAUAGUAAGUA